GUACUCUGCACGACGCCGCCAUAUUGAAAGUCUGUGCGUGCUCAUGAACUAAACACACGCUUGAGUUUUGAACUCUAAAAGCGCCAGAGAAAGAUAUAGAAAGAGGAAGAGUAGACUGUUGCCACCAUGGCAUUGCCGUAUGUGGUAGGUCCUGGUGGGCAGCUGUUCAUGGUGGGACAGGCCCCUAUCAUACAGCAGCCAAUCAUUCACCACCAGCCUCCCAAAGUGCCUGAUUAUAUGAAUGAAGAUAAACUGCAAGAAAAAGCCAGAAAAUGGCAACAGCUGCAAACCAAAAGGUACAGUGAGAAGCGUAAAUUUGGGUUUAUUGAUGCUCAGAAAGAAGACAUGCCACCAGAGCAUGUCCGUAAGAUUAUACGAGAUCAUGGAGACAUGUCCAGCAGGAAAUACAGACAUGAUAAAAGAGUCUAUCUCGGAGCUUUGAAGUACAUGCCCCAUGCAGUGCUGAAGCUAAUGGAGAACAUGCCCAUGCCAUGGGAACAGAUCAGAGAUGUGAAGGUGCUCUACCACAUCACUGGAGCCAUCACAUUUGUCAAUGAAAUUCCAUGGGUCAUAGAGCCUGUCUACAUAGCUCAGUGGGGAACCAUGUGGAUCAUGAUGCGUAGAGAAAAGCGUGAUCGUCGCCACUUCAAAAGAAUGCGAUUCCCUCCAUUUGAUGAUGAGGAGCCUCCCCUGGACUACGCUGACAACAUUCUGGAUGUGGAGCCUCUGGAGGCUAUCCAGAUGGAGCUGGAUCCUGAUGAGGACAAGGCUGUCAUUGACUGGUUUUAUGAUCACCAACCUCUUACAGACACAAGGCAUGUGAAUGGCACCACGUAUAAGAAGUGGAACCUGACUCUGCCUAUAAUGUCUUGUCUGUAUCGCCUGGCCAACCAACUCUUGACUGAUCUGGUGGAUAGUAACUACUUCUACCUGUUUGACCUCAAGUCAUUUUUCACAGCCAAGGCUCUCAACUUGGCUAUUCCAGGAGGGCCAAAGUUUGAGCCCCUUGUCAAGGACAGCACUCUCAAUGAUGAAGAUUGGAAUGAGUUUAAUGACAUAAACAAGAUCAUAAUUCGUCAACCUGUGAGGACAGAGUACAGGAUUGCCUUCCCGUACCUUUACAACAACAUCCCAUUCCAGGUGCACUUAUCAUGGUACCACACACCCAAUGUUGUGUUUAUCAAGACAGAGGACCCUGACUUACCAGCUUUUUACUUUGACCCUCUGAUCAAUCCCAUAUCCCACAGGCAUGCUGUCAAGGGUACAGAAAAUCUCCCUGAUGAUGAUGAAGAGUUUGAGUUACCAGAGGAAGUGGAGCCCUUCCUGAAGGGUACCCCUCUGUAUGAUGACAGCACAGCCAAUGGUAUUGCUUUGUUGUGGGCACCAAGACCAUUUAAUUUGAGGUCAGGGAGGUCAAGACGAGCACUGGAUGUACCCCUUGUGAAGUCAUGGUAUCGUGAACACUGCCCCUCGGGCAUGCCAGUCAAAGUAAGGGUGUCCUACCAGAAGUUGCUGAAGUACUUUGUUCUCAAUGCACUACAUCACAGACCUCCAAAGGCACAAAAGAAAAGGUAUCUGUUCAGAUCCUUCAAGGCUACAAAGUUUUUCCAAACCACAACUCUCGACUGGGUUGAAGUGGGUUUACAAGUAUGCAGGCAAGGCUACAACAUGUUGAACCUGUUGAUCCAUCGCAAGAAUCUCAACUACCUUCACUUGGAUUACAACUUCAACCUGAAACCUGUCAAGACUUUGACUACUAAGGAACGUAAAAAAUCUAGGUUUGGCAAUGCUUUCCACUUGUGUCGUGAGAUUCUGCGUCUGACCAAGCUGGUCAUUGAUAGCCAUGUACAGUACAGACUGGGAAAUGUUGAUGCCUUCCAGUUGGCAGAUGGCAUGCAGUACAUGUUUGCACACGUGGGACAGCUGACAGGAAUGUACCGCUACAAGUACAAACUGAUGAGACAGAUCAGGAUGACCAAGGACUUGAAACAUGUCAUCUAUUUCAGAUUCAACACUGGUCCUGUUGGAAAAGGUCCAGGCUGUGGGUUUUGGGCUCCAGGCUGGAGAGUGUGGCUGUUCUUCAUGCGUGGUAUCACCCCUCUCUUGGAGCGUUGGCUAGGGAACUUGCUGUCCAGGCAGUUUGAGGGGCGUCACUCCAAGGGUGUGGCCAAAACUGUGACCAAGCAGAGAGUUGAGAGUCACUAUGAUCUGGAGUUGAGAGCAGCGGUGAUGCAUGAUAUUCUUGACAUGAUGCCAGAAGGUAUCAAACAAAACAAAGCCAGGACCAUCCUUCAGCAUUUGAGUGAGGCAUGGAGGUGCUGGAAAGCCAACAUCCCCUGGAAGGUACCAGGGCUACCAAUUCCAAUUGAGAACAUGAUCCUGAGGUAUGUGAAGGCCAAGGCAGACUGGUGGACCAAUACAGCUCAUUACAACAGAGAGAGAAUCAGGAGAGGAGCCACUGUUGAUAAAACUGUCUGCAAGAAGAACCUGGGCCGUCUUACACGUCUGUACCUGAAGGCAGAGCAGGAAAGACAGCACAACUACCUGAAGGAUGGUCCAUACAUCACAGCAGAAGAGGCCGUUGCUAUCUACACCACCACUGUCCACUGGCUGGAGAGCAGGAGGUUCUCUCCCAUUCCUUUCCCUCCUCUCUCAUAUAAACAUGACACCAAGCUGCUCAUCCUGGCUCUGGAAAGACUGAGAGAGGCAUACAGUGUCAAGAGCCGGCUUAAUCAGUCUCAGCGUGAAGAACUUGGCCUGAUAGAACAGGCAUAUGACAACCCCCACGAAGCCUUGUCACGUAUCAAGCGUCACUUGCUGACACAGAGAGCUUUCAAGGAGGCGGGUAUAGAGUUCAUGGACCUGUACAGCCACCUGAUCCCAGUGUAUGAUAUUGAGCCCCUGGAGAAGAUCACAGAUGCCUACCUAGACCAGUACCUGUGGUAUGAGGCAGACAAGAGGAGGUUGUUCCCACCCUGGGUCAAACCUGCAGACUCUGAACCUCCACCACUCCUGGUGUACAAAUGGUGUCAAGGGAUAAACAAUCUUCAGGAUGUAUGGGACACUGCAGAAGGGGAGUGUAAUGUCAUGUUAGAGUCCCGCUAUGAAAAACUCUAUGAAAAGAUUGAUUUAACACUGUUGAACAGACUGUUACGUCUUAUUGUGGAUCACAACAUUGCUGAUUACAUGACAGCAAAGAACAAUGUGGUUAUCAACUAUAAGGACAUGAACCACACCAACUCCUAUGGUAUUAUCAGAGGUCUGCAGUUCUCAUCCUUCAUUGUCCAGUUUUAUGGCCUUGUGCUUGACCUGCUGGUGCUGGGUCUGCAGAGAGCCAGUGAAGUGGCUGGGCCACCACAGAUGCCCAAUGAUUUCCUCACAUUCCAGGAUGUAGCAACAGAGAGUGCCCACCCCAUCAGACUGUAUUCAAGAUAUAUUGACAGAGUUCACAUAUUCCUUAGGUUCUCUGCAGAAGAAGCUCGUGACUUGAUCCAGAGGUACCUUACAGAGCACCCUGAUCCUAACAAUGAGAACAUAGUGGGAUAUAACAACAAGAAAUGCUGGCCAAGAGACUCCAGGAUGAGGCUUAUGAAACAUGAUGUCAACCUUGGUCGAGCAGUGUUCUGGGACAUCAAGAACCGUCUGCCCCGCUCAGUGACCACUGUCCAGUGGGAGGGCAGUUUUGUGUCUGUGUACAGCAAGGACAACCCCAACCUUCUGUUCAACAUGAGUGGCUUUGAGUGCCGUAUACUGCCCAAGUGCAGGAUGACCCAUGAGGAGUUCACUCACAAAGAUGGGGUCUGGAAUCUGCAAAAUGAGGUAACCAAGGAGAGGACAGCCCAGUGUUUCCUUAGAGUUGAUGAUGAGUCCAUGAACAGAUUCCACAACAGAGUGAGGCAGAUCCUUAUGGCAUCUGGUUCUACAACCUUUACCAAGAUUGUCAACAAGUGGAACACUGCCCUCAUUGGUUUGAUGACCUACUUCAGGGAGGCUGUGGUGAACACACAAGAGUUACUAGACCUGCUGGUCAAAUGUGAAAACAAAAUACAAACACGUAUCAAAAUUGGACUGAACUCUAAAAUGCCUAGUCGUUUCCCCCCAGUGGUGUUCUACACCCCCAAAGAGCUGGGCGGCCUGGGGAUGUUGUCCAUGGGCCAUGUGUUGAUUCCACAGUCUGAUCUGAGGUGGUCCAAGCAGACUGAUGUGGGAAUCACUCACUUCAGGUCUGGAAUGAGCCAUGAUGAGGAUCAGUUGAUCCCUAACUUGUACAGGUAUGUGAUGCCGUGGGAGAGUGAAUUCAUAGACUCUCAGAGAGUGUGGGCUGAGUAUGCUCUGAAACGACAGGAGGCCAACGCACAAAACAGGCGCCUCACUCUGGAAGACCUGGAGGACAGCUGGGACCGUGGUAUUCCUCGUAUCAAUACCUUGUUCCAGAAGGACAGACACACACUUGCCUAUGAUAAAGGGUGGAGGGUUAGGACUGAGUUCAAGGCAUAUCAGGUACUGAAGCAGAAUCCAUUCUGGUGGACCCACCAGCGCCAUGACGGCAAACUGUGGAACCUGAACAACUACAGAACUGACAUGAUCCAAGCCCUGGGAGGAGUAGAAGGCAUUCUGGAACACACACUGUUCAAGGGCACCUACUUCCCCACAUGGGAAGGUCUGUUCUGGGAGAAGGCUAGUGGGUUUGAGGAGUCCAUGAAGUACAAGAAGUUGACCAAUGCACAGAGGUCAGGUCUCAACCAGAUCCCCAACCGUCGCUUCACUCUUUGGUGGUCACCCACUAUUAACAGGGCAAAUGUGUAUGUAGGUUUCCAGGUACAACUGGACCUGACUGGUAUAUUCAUGCAUGGCAAGAUCCCCACUCUGAAGAUCUCUCUCAUCCAGAUCUUCAGGGCUCACUUGUGGCAAAAGAUCCAUGAGAGUGUGGUCAUGGACUUGUGUCAGGUAUUUGAUCAAGAGUUAGAUGCCCUGGAGAUUGAGACUGUACAGAAAGAGACCAUCCAUCCCAGAAAAUCUUACAAGAUGAACAGCUCCUGUGCAGAUAUCCUGUUGUUUGCUGCUUACAAGUGGAAUGUUUCCAAGCCUUCCCUUCUUGCAGACUCAAAAGAUGUGAUGGACAACACCACAACCCAGAAGUACUGGCUUGACAUCCAGCUACGUUGGGGAGACUAUGACUCUCACGACAUAGAGAGAUAUGCCAGAGCCAAGUUCUUGGACUAUACCACUGACAACAUGAGUAUCUAUCCGUCCCCCACUGGGGUCAUGAUUGCUCUGGAUCUGGCUUAUAAUUUACACAGUGCAUUUGGCAAUUGGUUCCCUGGUUGUAAGCCUCUGAUCCAGCAGGCCAUGGCAAAGAUCAUGAAGGCCAACCCUGCCUUGUAUGUGCUGCGUGAACGUAUCCGUAAAGCCCUCCAGCUGUACUCCUCUGAGCCCACUGAGCCCUACCUGUCAUCACAGAACUAUGGAGAGCUGUUCUCCAAUCAGAUCAUCUGGUUUGUAGAUGAUACCAAUGUCUACAGAGUGACCAUUCACAAGACAUUUGAAGGUAACCUGACCACCAAGCCCAUCAAUGGCGCCAUCUUUAUCUUCAACCCCAGGACAGGCCAACUGUUUCUGAAGAUCAUUCACACUUCUGUCUGGGCAGGACAGAAACGUCUGGGCCAGCUAGCUAAGUGGAAGACUGCUGAGGAAGUGGCAGCCUUGAUCCGUUCUCUGCCUGUGGAGGAACAGCCCAAACAGAUCAUUGUGACCAGGAAAGGAAUGUUGGAUCCCCUGGAGGUCCACUUGCUGGAUUUCCCUAACAUUGUGAUCAAGGGAAGUGAGCUGCAGCUGCCAUUCCAGGCCUGUUUGAAGGUGGAGAAGUUUGGUGAUCUCAUNCUGAAAGCCACAGAACCUCAGAUGGUGUUGUUCAAUUUAUACGAUGAUUGGCUGAAGACCAUUUCAUCUUACACUGCAUUUUCCCGUCUGAUCCUGAUACUGCGCGCACUGCAUGUGAACACAGACCGAACCAAAGUGAUCCUGAAGCCUGACAAGACCACCAUCACGGAGCAGCACCACAUCUGGCCAACACUCACAGAUGAGGAGUGGAUCAAGGUGGAGGUGCAGCUCAAGGACCUCAUCCUGGCUGACUAUGGAAAGAAGAACAAUGUGAAUGUGGCAUCCCUCACCCAGUCUGAAAUCCGUGACAUAAUUCUUGGUAUGGAGAUAUCAGCUCCCUCAGCACAGCGCCAACAGAUUGCAGAGAUAGAGAAACAGACCAAGGAACAGUCUCAGCUCACAGCAACCACCACCCGCACAGUCAACAAGCAUGGUGAUGAGAUCAUUACAUCUACCACCAGUAAUUAUGAGACUGCAACAUUCUCGUCAAAGACAGAGUGGCGUGUUCGUGCAAUUUCAGCCACUAAUCUUCACCUGCGAACUAACCACAUCUAUGUGUCAUCAGAUGAUAUCAAGGAAACGGGGUACACCUAUAUCUUACCCAAGAAUAUCCUGAAGAAGUUCAUCAUCAUUUCUGACCUUAGAGCACAGAUUGCUGGUUACCUGUAUGGAGUGAGCCCACCUGACAACCCCCAGGUGAAGGAGAUCCGCUGUAUUGUAAUGCCUCCACAGUGGGGCACACAUCAGACUGUACACCUGCCUAUUUCACUACCUAACCAGGAAUAUCUUAAGGAAAUGGAGCCCUUGGGUUGGAUCCACACUCAGCCUAAUGAACUUCCCCAGCUGUCCCCACAGGACAUCACAACCCAUGCCAAGGUGAUGUCUGAUAACCCUGCCUGGGAUGGAGAGAAGACGGUCAUAAUUACUUGCAGUUUUACCCCUGGGUCCUGCUCCUUGACUGCCUACAAGUUGACCCCCAGUGGCUAUGAGUGGGGCAGACAGAACACAGACAAAGGAAACAACCCCAAGGGAUAUCUACCAUCACAUUAUGAGAAAGUGCAGAUGUUGCUGUCUGAUAGAUUCUUAGGCUUUUUUAUGGUGCCUAGUGUUGGAUCUUGGAAUUAUAAUUUCAUGGGUGUCCGUCAUGACCCCAACAAGAAGUAUGAGUUACAGUUGGCUAACCCCAAAGAGUUUUACCACGAAGUGCACAGGCCAUCCCAUUUUCUGAACUUCAGCAGCAUAGAGGAAGGAGAGUUCAUGAACUCUGACAGAGAGGAUAUGUUUGCUUAGAUCACUCACCAAGUAUUUUUGAAAAGGAAAAAAUAUCUUUAGAUUGGCAAAAAAAUAAUGGGUUGGACAACUUUUUAUGAAGCAGAAUUUGAGGACUUCAUUAAUUGCAGGUCACUUUAAACAGGGCGCUUGCAUACAACUGUAAAUAAAUAUUACAAGACAAAGAUUUUUUAAAAGAAGUUUCAUGUGAAGUAGAUAAAAUGGAAAGAACUUUGUGACAAGACCAAAGAAUCAAAAGGUAAAAUUGGUUAUGUAUCUAAAGAAAGUUCCCUAUCGCUGGAUUACUGUUACAGAUUCUCUUUUAGAAGU
Molecule: messenger RNA, 7479 nt
Organism: Lingula anatina
Lineage: Eukaryota; Metazoa; Brachiopoda; Lingulata; Lingulida; Lingulidae
Product: pre-mRNA-processing-splicing factor 8
Biological process (GO): mRNA splicing, via spliceosome; spliceosomal tri-snRNP complex assembly
Cellular component (GO): catalytic step 2 spliceosome; U5 snRNP
Molecular function (GO): U6 snRNA binding; U2 snRNA binding; pre-mRNA intronic binding
Source: RefSeq, a predicted model, not a curated record